Exophiala xenobiotica is the source of this 1266-nucleotide messenger RNA. RefSeq lists its product as uncharacterized. The record is from RefSeq and is a predicted model, not a curated record. Lineage: Eukaryota; Fungi; Ascomycota; Eurotiomycetes; Chaetothyriales; Herpotrichiellaceae. Bases 153 to 1106 code for a protein of 317 amino acids. The transcript is spliced from 5 exons.
CCCACCAUAAAUUGGCCCCGUAUUCUGUCAGGCAGGCAUAUUAUUGCAAACAACCGUCAGCUGGCUUAACAACGGGAAUCCAGUCUCACUAACCAACGUGUUCUUCCUCUUGAGUCAACAUCGUUGUCGUAUGGUCUGCAGAGUCGAUAAAUAUGGACAAGUUCUCGGCUUUUGGAAAGAACAUCAGUUCUGCUUUCAACACCACCGUCUCGCCCUUUGUGCAACGAAGCCAGCAGCAGCUCAAGGAGCAGUUCGGUUCAGUAGAGGAUAAGACUCAACUUCCUGCAGACUAUGUUGAACUCGAGAAGCGCGUCGAUGCGCUGAAACAAGUCCACCAAAAGCUGCUUGCAGUCACAAACCAAUACCAGAAUGAGGCUUACGAUUACCCUCCAAACAUUCGCGAGUCCUUCACCGACCUCGGCCGUAGCAUCUCUGAGAAAGUCACUCUCCUUUCGCACGCCUCGAGCCCGGCCGAAGCACAAGCUGCGUUUACUGCUCCUCCGUCCGCCAAACCACAACCCAAGACUUUCAACCAUGCCAUUGCUCGCGCUUCCCUGGCCAGCUCGCAGCUCCUGCAACAGACAAACACCUCGGGCGGUGAAGACCCACUAGCUGCUGCUUUGGAGAGAUAUGCUUUGGCGGAAGAGAAGGUCGGCGAGGCGCGGCUGGCUCAAGAUCAUGCUAUCCAAUCGCGCUUCCUUGCUGGAUGGAACACUACAUUGAACACAAACAUUCAAUUCGCUACCAAGGCCAGAAGAGCCGUUGAAAACAGCCGUUUAAUUUUGGACAGCACCAAGACUGCGAAGAAGAGCCAGGUCAUGGGUCGGGGCAUGAACCCAGAUGACGAGACGGCAUUGAGCGAGGAGGCACGUGCCGAGAUUGAAGCCAAGGAGGACGAUUUUGUUUCACAGGUUGAAGAAGCGCAGGGUGUUAUGAAGAAUGUCCUCGACACUCCUGAACCACUUCGCAACCUUGCCGACCUUAUCGCAGCUCAACUUGAGUACCAUAAGAAGGCUUACGAGAUUCUGUCUGAGCUUGCGCCGGAGAUUGAUCAACUCCAGGUUGAGCAAGAGAGCAACUACCGCAAGAGCAGAGAGGGUGCUUGAUCGAAUCAGUCUGGUUGGAGAGGAAUGCGGCGGCGUGUGCUUGCUUGACGCGCUUCUGUGUCGUUGGGGCUGGGUCUCUUUUCCCUAUCAUGGAAUGAAAUCAUCAUAAGUUGUUAGAUCAAUACCCAUUGGAACCACAGAUAUAAUCGAGCACGAUGUG